Thamnophis sirtalis is the source of this 717-nucleotide messenger RNA. The record is from RefSeq and is a predicted model, not a curated record. Lineage: Eukaryota; Metazoa; Chordata; Lepidosauria; Squamata; Natricidae.
AUGCUGUGUGUCACCAUAUUCUCCUGUGUUGCUAUUAAUCUGGAUGAUAAAGUGCUGGUAGAAAAAUUGAGGCGCAUUAUAUAUUCAGCUGGAAAUUAUAUUGUACUGAAGUUGGUGUCGGAUCCAGAAUCCAUUAAAAAAAAACCCUACAAGAAGCAGGAUGAAGACAAAAUUAAUAAAGAUGAGGAAGCGAUGGCUUGGAGAUUUCUGUCGCUUGCUGAGGUCAGCAUUAUGUUGGAACAAGACGUUGCAGGAGUUGAAAAGAGUUUGGAAGAUUUUUUGAAUCUGAAGCAUCGGCUGACAUCUCUGAAAGAAGCUGCACUACUGGAUUAUUAUGUCUCUGGAUUCUGGUGGGCCAAAGGAUUAGAGUUUUCAUCUCUGCAGAUUGGGGGGUUCCUGACUCUCCUCAAUUUGCUGCUGGAUAAUCUGGAGACCUAUCACAUGACCCUGGAAGAGAACAUCCAGGAGCUCGCGAGCACCAUGGCUGGCAUUGGGCUGAGCAAUUCAGAGAUAAGCGGCGGGUUUGAGUUCUUCACUGUAGAUCAAGCCAAAGCCAUAAUCAAUUACGUGAAGAGCAGUUUAUUCCAACAUUAUACCCUGUACGAAUAUCUUUUCCACAGUCCCAGGGAAGAGCUUGUGAUUGGAGAUGAGGAAUGUGAGGAGGAGGAGGAGGAGGAGGAGGAGGAGGAGGAGGAAGAUCGACAUGCAGAAACCUGA